Aspergillus nidulans FGSC A4 is the source of this 2260-nucleotide messenger RNA. RefSeq lists its product as uncharacterized. The record is from RefSeq and is a predicted model, not a curated record. Lineage: Eukaryota; Fungi; Ascomycota; Eurotiomycetes; Eurotiales; Aspergillaceae. Gene Ontology annotation, cellular component: plasma membrane. Gene Ontology annotation, biological process: iron ion transport. Gene Ontology annotation, molecular function: oxidoreductase activity; oxidoreductase activity, acting on metal ions. The transcript is spliced from 7 exons. The coding region runs from base 1 to 1965 and encodes 654 amino acids.
AUGAACCACAUGAAGAUAGCCAGACACGGCUCCAUAGAUAUGGACAUGGAAGCCCAUUCCGGGCUGCCCUGGCUUGAUAGCCCCGUCAUGCUGCAUUCGUCCCGGGCGGAUAUGUGCAAGUUAACGCCUGAGCAGUGUGCUUACCGACGGGGCCAUUGGCGGUAUUGGUAUGAAGCAGACCAUGUCUACGCCCUCAAUACCGUCUACUUCCUCUGCGCUACGGUAUUCGUGUUUGCCGUCGCUCAUCUCGCGUCGAGAUAUGCGCCCGCGCGAGUACGGCGCAGCUCGCUUUGGCAGAAGGGAACCGCUGCUGGGCGGUUUCUCUCCUACAGGGGAUUUCGGAUCCCCGGCGUGGGAUACUGGGCUGGCAGUGCAGGCGUUGCUGCACUGAUAGCGGUGGGGGCUGUUUUCUUCUUUGCGAUGACUCUCGGUCCUCGACCAUACUACUGGCCAAACACCGAUACGGUCAAUUUCGGAGGCAGCCCGCCUAUUGCGACCAGGACGGGGUGGAUGGCUGUUGCGUUGUUGCCGUUUGUAUUAGUCCUCGGGACCAAAGCGAAUCUAGUUUCAGCUCUGACUGGCGUACCGCACGAGCGGCUUCAAAUCUUCCACCACUGGACCAGCUACGCUAUGUUCGUGCUGGCACUGGUGCAUACCUUCCCGUUCAUCGUGUACAACAUAUCCAAGGGCCAAAUGGUCUCUGAGUGGAAGGGCAGUGUCGUCUACUGGACGGGUGUAGUUGCGCUGGUUGCGCAGGCUUAUCUGACGUUCAUGUCGCUGCCAACUAUACGAAACCGUUACUACGAGUUCUUCAAAGCAACGCACUUCCUUAUCGCGCUGCUAUUCAUCCUGUUCUUCUUCUUCCACUGCGAUUUCCGGUUAACCUCUUGGGACUAUUUCAUUGCCGCCGGCUCUUUGUAUAUAUUCUCCCUGCUCACCUCCCUAGUCCGCACCCACCUCAUCAACGGCCGACACACCGCGACCCUUUCCGUCCUCCCCUGCGGCCUAUUGCAAUUGAGAAUCCCUACGAUUCUCUCCUGGAAGCCGGGCCAGCAUGUCUUCAUCCGUUUCACGGGUAUUCAAAGCGUAGGACUUCACAGUCUCACCUCCCACCCAUUCACCAUCUGCUCGACGGCGCACGAUAUCCAGUCCUUGAAGAGAGCGAAUGAGAUGGUCUUCUACGUUAAACCAAAGAAAGGCAUCACUGGCCGUCUUGCCAAACUUGCGUCCAGGAAGCCGGGGUUCACCCAGACGGUGCUGCUCGAAGGGCCGUAUGGCGGGAUCGGGAUGGGCGCACUGGAACGGUCAGAGAGUGUUCUUAUCAUCUCCGGCGGUUCCGGCGGUGGCUUCUCGCUUGGUAUUCUCGAGGCUGCUCUAAAAAUCUUCACGGAGUCAGGCUGUGGAUGCGGAGCUGAAAAGGGUGAAAGGAGGAGGAUCCAGGUGGUCUUUGCAUGUCAGCGUCCAGAUGUAGCAGCUUGGUACAGGGGUGAGAUUGAGUUGUUGCUGGAUCUUUAUGGCGUCAAAGGGUCUAAAUAUGACCUUGACAUCGAUGUCUCUAUCCACGUUACUUCGUCAAUGCCAUCGUUAAGGCAGGACAUCGAAACCGACAUCGAGAAGACCCUUGAGCCCCUCCCACCAUCCGGCCCAGCAGAAGAACCCACACAAACAGAGACCAAAACAUCAACAGCAGAUGACGCGAUCAACCCAGUUAGAUCAGCCUCAACCUCUUCCUCACACAAAACCCCCGUCUCAUGUGUACCCCGCACAUUCUCACAAGGGCGUCCGAAGCUCCCCUCAAUAGUUGCCAGCACGACCGACACCGGAAAGCAUGUCGCUAUCUAUGUAUGCGGUCCUGCUUCGAUGUUACAUGAUGUGCGGAAUGCAGCGGCUGCUGCACAGGAAGGAAUCCUGACUGGUAAGGCGGGCGGCCAGGUGUACUUGCACUCGGAGAGUUUUUCGUGGUGACGACGGGAAGUGGUAUAAAGGUACUGGGUUGAUUCACUAAGAAAUGCGCCCUUGGAUGAAUUAUAUAAGAAUACAAGGUAAUCACCAUGUGCUAGGUUAAGAGAUAAAGAGACUAAGUACAAACAAACAUCUUUAUUGAUUUUUAUUGAUCUUUAUUGAUCUUUCUUUAUUUGUGUUAUGGGUUCCUCGUACGGGACACCCUCCUUUCGGGACUCACCAAUCAGCGGCCUCGUACAAGCGGAUGCUUGCUUCACGCGGUCACCUUCCUGUAUACAAUUAGCUAUAUUAAAAAGAU